Messenger RNA from Oppiella nova, 792 nucleotides. The record is from the annotation of a GenBank genome assembly. Lineage: Eukaryota; Metazoa; Arthropoda; Arachnida; Sarcoptiformes; Oppiidae.
GUUUAACUGAUUUUUGUUCUUGAUCAUUUUUAAGUGUUCCUUGAUAAUUAUUUAUAUCUUAUAAGUUUCGUUUAUUUAAUAAGUAUUUUAAUUAUGUAUUAUUCAUGUGUUGAAAGUUUUGUGAAAUUAAAUUCACGUAAAAUUAUCAAAUACUCGGCUAUAUUGACAGUGCUAUUUGCUAUAUAUUUAGCACCUGUAGGUGACUAUAUGAUUGCUGGACUUAAAUACUUGCCCGGAUACUACCAUGACCUGGAUACUAUUCGAACUUCCGUACAAAUCAUAGAAUCUCGUGGUUUUCAAUCGGAAACACAUUACAUAACCACUGGUGACGGCUAUAUCCUAACUGUUAACCGGAUAGUCAACCCAUACGUAAAGGACAGGUCAUCCCUAAGACCAGUUUUACUACAACACGGCUUUCAGAGCUCCGAUAAGGGUUGGCUCAUCACCUCAGCCNCAUCCCUAAGACCAGUUUUACUACAACACGGCUUUCAGAGCUCCGAUAAGGGUUGGCUCAUCACCUCAGCCGGCAAACUGAGUAGGAAUGGCGAGUACAGUGAGCCGGACCGGAGGGGAAAGGUAGGUAAUACCUUGCCGUUCGUGUUGGCCACACAGGGAUAUGAUGUCUGGUUGGCCAACAUGAGGGGAAAUGUAUACUCACUUAACCAUACCGUGUAUUCGAGUAAAGCACCGGGAGGAAAGGUGGACAUAGAAUUCUGGAAGUUUUCGAUCGAUGAGAUGAUUGACUACGACCUACCGGCGCUCAUACAACACAUACUCACCACCACUCAUAAA